UUGUGUGACGUCAGCUGUCAUUGUAGCAGGCGGCCUGUACGCGGAUUCAUCGGUCUUUUCUCAUUUCAUACUGACCAUUACACAAACUAUAGUUGUAUUUUAAGGUCACUAUCAGUCCAUAACGCGCUAGUAUGGCUGACCCGAAGUAUGCUAACCUGCCGGGCAUCGCAUCCAACGAGCCUGAUGUGUACGAGACCAGUGAUCUGCCCGAAGAUGACCAGGCCCAGUUUGAGUCUGAAGAGUUGUGCAGUGACAGUGUGGAACGCAUCGUCGUCAAUCCAAACGCUGCCUAUGAUAAAUUUAAAGACAAACACAUCAGCGCUAAGGGUCUGGAUUUCUCUGAUCGCAUCAGUAAGAGUCGCAGGGUGGGAUAUGAGUCUGGAGAAUAUGAGCUGCUGGCUGAGGGCUGUGGGCUGAAGGAAACUCCUCAGCAGAAAUAUCAACGACUGGUCAAUGAGAUUCAUGAGCUCUGUCAGGAUGUGGAGAAAAUUCAGAGCAGCACUAAAGAAAGCAGUGCUGAAGAGGGUUUGACUCCAGUGGCUUUGGCUAAUCAGGCAGCACAGCUCAAACAGCAGCUGGUUUCUGCUCAUCUGGACUCUGUGCUCGGACCCAACGCUCACAUCAACCUCACCGACCCUGACGGAGCUCUCGCUAAGCGGUUGUUGACUCAAUUGGAGGCGGCGCGGGGCGUCAGGAGCAGCGGUGCAGCCGAGGGGAAGUCUGCAGCGCCCAAAGGCCCCGACGGAGUGAUUCUGUAUGAGCUUCACAGCCGACCGGAGCAAGAGAAGUUCGCAGAGUCGGCUAAGAUCGCUGAGCUGGAGAAGAGGUUGGCUGAAUUGGAGACUGCUGUGGGCUCAGGGUCUGAGAAACAGGGUCCUCUCAGCGCUGGAGUCCAGGGAGUCAGUCUGAUGAACACUAUAGAGCUUCUCCAGGCUCGGGUCAGUGCGCUGGAUGCUGCUACUCUGGACCAGGUUGAAGUGAGACUACAGAGCGUUCUGGGCAAGAUGAAUGAAAUAGCAAAGCACAAGGCAGCCAUUGAAGACGCUGAGACCCAGAAUAAGGUGUCACAGCUGUAUGAUGUGGUUCAGAAGUGGGAUGCGAUGGCCACUUCACUUCCGCAGGUGGUGCAGCGUCUGAUAGCUGUUAAAGAACUGCAUGAACAGGCGAUGCAGUUCGGCCAGUUGCUCACACAUCUGGACACAACACAACAGAUGAUCAAUAACUCACUGAAGGACAACAGCACUCUGCUAACACAGGUUCAGCAAACGAUGAAGGAGAACCUGGUUGCAGUUGAGGAAAACUUUGGUGCCCUGGAUCAGCGAAUGAAGAAGCUCUCUAAAUAAAAUCUUGUUUAUUUUGAGGAAUGAGGUGGAAAGUCAUCCGCGUCGACUAGAUUCAAGCUCUUUAUCCUCGUAUUGCCUUUGUGUUUGUCUUUAAACAGAUGAAACUGCAGUUGAAGGUUGAGACCAAAUGUAACGCACACUACAAAACACCUGAUCUCUUUCUGUGGAGUUAAGAUACUGUACAUCCAUUACAAACACAUACAGUCUCAAUGUCAACCUAUGAAACCAAGACGUUUCUGUUUACAGAUUGAUCUAGUGUCUUUAGUUGUGUAGCAUCUAAAGAUGUUGUUUUUUGUUUUAUUUCAAAUCCUUUUUCCUGAUAGAUCUGAGCUCAAGGAUCUCAGAUGCUCAUGUUGUAUAUAAAUAUAUUCAGGCCUGUAAUUGAACCUGUUCUUAUGAGUUAUUGCUUGUAACCACUAAUGUAUUAUUACAAAGCGCAACGGUCCAUAUCUUAUGAUUAUUAUUUUCCAAGAUAGGAUUUCAAAAGAAAAAAUUAAACAUGCUUUCAGAAA
Messenger RNA from Misgurnus anguillicaudatus (oriental weatherfish), 1855 nucleotides. RefSeq names its product dynactin 2 (p50) (gene dctn2). Gene Ontology annotation, biological process: microtubule-based process. The record is from RefSeq and is a predicted model, not a curated record. Gene Ontology annotation, cellular component: dynactin complex. NCBI's taxonomy places the organism in Eukaryota, Metazoa, Chordata, Actinopteri, Cypriniformes, Cobitidae.